Molecule: messenger RNA, 699 nt
Organism: Meleagris gallopavo (turkey)
Lineage: Eukaryota; Metazoa; Chordata; Aves; Galliformes; Phasianidae
Source: RefSeq, a predicted model, not a curated record
AUGAACCGCUUGCAGCGAGAAGGCAAAACCUCACCCAGCUCCACCGCCCAGUCCCGCAGCUCCGGCUCCGUGCAGGCGCUCCCUCCAUUCGCUUUCGUUCAGCCGGAACGCCGGAAAAGGACUUUCCCGGGCUGUGUGAGCCGUAUCCACAACAGCACCACAGAGAUUCCAGAACAGUCUCUGAAGUCCUGGUAUUCGUUAUCAAAGCCAGAAGAAAGAAAUAAAAAGGCUGUGUCUGAGUAUUUCAUCCAAUACAAAGUAAACAGUUUUUCUUCCACAGUUUAUGGAGGCCCUCUGGGGGAAGCCCAUGUUAGGAACCGAAGAGGAAUUCUUGAACUAGCUGGAGCCAUCAGAUGCACUACAGGGCGGUCUCCUUUUGCCUACCUACGUUAUGGAUGCUACUGCGGGCUGGGAGGAAGGGGAUGGCCCAAGGACAGAGUGGACUGGUGCUGCUUUAACCAUGACUGCUGCUAUGGGAAGGCAGAGCAAGCAGGCUGUCACCCCAAGAUAGAAAGUUACCACUGGGAAUGCGAGGACAACACUGCUGUGUGUGAAUCACUAGAAGACAAAUGUCAAAAAAUGGCAUGUGAAUGUGAUCGUGAAGCUGCCAAAUGUUUUUCUAAAGCUCCCUACCAUACCAAGUACCUCCUGUGGCCAGAUAUUAUGUGUGGUGAGGUUCAACCUUUGUGUAGAUAUUAA